This is a messenger RNA of Plasmodium reichenowi, 3747 nucleotides long. RefSeq names its product DNA repair protein RAD54, putative. The record is from RefSeq and is a predicted model, not a curated record. The coding region runs from base 1 to 3747 and encodes 1248 amino acids. Gene Ontology annotation, cellular component: nucleus. Gene Ontology annotation, biological process: double-strand break repair via synthesis-dependent strand annealing; reciprocal meiotic recombination. NCBI's taxonomy places the organism in Eukaryota, Apicomplexa, Aconoidasida, Haemosporida, Plasmodiidae. Gene Ontology annotation, molecular function: ATP-dependent chromatin remodeler activity; DNA translocase activity; ATP binding. The transcript has a single exon.
AUGAGAAAAUAUAAUGGAAACGUCAAAAGAAGCAGAGACGACGAAUAUGAAGAGAAUGAAAUUGUAAAUGGAGAGCGGACUAGCAUAACAUUAGUCCGAGCAACUUUAUUACCAAUAUUAAGUAUAGGUAAGAAUGAAAAGACAACAUUAUUUCAUCCUUUUAAAAAUCCCUUACCUGGGUUUGUAAGUGAUAAGACGUUGUAUUUGAAAAAGACAUUAGGUGUUAAGGUGAGAAGAACCGGUUGGAUAAAUUUGAUGAAGAAUUCGAUUCCUAGAAGAUCUGAUGAAACAGAAGAACAAGAAAAGAUAGAAGAAGUUAUAAAAAAGCAUGAACCGUUAAUUUUAUACAAAGACGAAAAUGAUAAGAUUGAGGUUGAUCCUAUAUUAGCUCAAUAUUUAAGAGAACAUCAAAGAGAAGGUGUUCAGUUUGUUUUUGAAUGUUUAAUGAAUAUAAAAGAUGAUAAAAUAAGUGGAUGUAUAUUAGCUGAUGACAUGGGUCUUGGAAAAACAUUACAGAGUAUAACCGUUUUAUAUACUUUAUUAAAACAAGGAUUUCAUAAAAAGUCCGCUGUACGUAGAUGUUUAAUAUUAUGUCCAGCUAGCUUAAUAAACAAUUGGAAUGAUGAAAUAAGUAAAUGGAUUCCAAAUAGAUGUAAUGUAACAUGUGUAAAUGAUAAUGCAAAAGAGAAAAUUGUAAGUAAAUUAGAAGGAUUUAAAUAUGACAUACAAUCUACUGUCUUGAUAUGUUCUUAUGAAUGUUUUCGUAUAAAUAAUGAAUUUCUAGAUAAAUCAUCAAUAGAUAUGAUAAUAUGUGAUGAAGCACAUCGUUUAAAGAAUGAUAAAACAAAAACAUAUACAAGUAUUUAUAAUCUCACUGCAAAAAAAAGGUUAUUAUUAUCAGGAACUCCAAUACAAAAUGAUUUAGGAGAAUUCUAUGCUUUAAUAUCUUUAUGUAAUCCUGAUUUAUUUGAUGAUAUAAAUUUUUUUAGGAAAAAAUUUGCCAAUCCUAUAUUGAUAGGUAGAGAUAAAGAUGCUACGGAAAAGGAGCAAGAGAUAGCAUCUGAACGUUUGACAGAAUUAUCUAACAUUACAAAUAAAUUUAUAUUAAGAAGAACAAAUAAUUUAUUAUCUAAAGUAUUACCAGUGAAAUAUCUCAUCAAUAUAUUUAUUAAGUUAAAUCCUAUUCAGGAAGCUUUAUAUGUGUUAUUCUUGAAGGAUAAAAAGAUAUUAAAGAACGAUAAUACAAAUAAUAAAGUGAAUGUAUUAAUAAAUAUAAAGAAACUUGAAAAGAUAUGUAACCAUCCAUUGUUAUUAAAUGUAAAUGACAUAAAGGAAAUUGGACAAGUAACUUUAUGGAAAUUGAUAGAAGAUGUAAUAUGUGAGAUGCAGACAAAUAUGAAGGUCUCGAAUAGGGGCAAUAAAAGAGAUAAUAGAAACGAUAAUAAAAAUGAUAGUAAAAGUGGUUGUGUAUUAAAGGUCGAUAAGGGUAUGUCGUCAAUAAGUAAUAAUAAUAUGAACAAUGUGAAUGAUAUGAAUAAUAUAAACAGUAAUAUAAAGAGUAAUACCAAUUUAAGGUGUGGUAGUAGGGGUAAUCAGAAUGAUGGCUCGGGUUAUAUAGGAAAUAAAAGAAAACCAAUUGAAUUAGACUACAACAAACCUGUAAAAAGAAUUAUUGAAGAAUGUAAAAGAGAUAUUUAUAGAUCGUAUUAUAAUUUUUCAUGUAAAUUUUUAUUAUUACAUUUUUUAUUAAAAAAUAUAAAACAAAAUACUAAUGAUAAAGUAGUGAUUGUAAGUAAUUAUACACAGACAUUAGAUUAUAUGGAAAUUUUAUGUAAAGAAAAUAUGUAUAAAUUUGUACGUUUAGAUGGAGGAAUAAAUAUAAAAAAGAGACAUAAAGUUAUAAAUGACUUUACACAUACUGCUGAUAUAUUUAUAUUUCUUUUAUCAUCUAAAUCAGGAGGAUGUGGAAUAAAUUUGAUAAGUUCAAAUCGUUUAAUUUUGUUGGAUCCUGAUUGGAAUCCAGCUAAUGAUAAACAAGCUUUAGCAAGAGUUUGGAGAGAAGGUCAGAAAAAAAUUUGUUAUAUAUAUCGUCUUUUCUGUACAGGUACUAUAGAUGAAAAGGUGUAUCAAAGACAAAUAAGUAAGGACGGCUUAUCUAAUAUGAUAGUAACAACUACAAAUUUGUCAAAAGAUCAAAUGUCUGAUGAAAAUGUAAAGAAAUUGUUUAAUUAUAAAAUGAAUACUGUAUCAGAGACUCAUGAUAAUAUUGAAUGUAACCGGUGUAGUUUAAAUGGGGUUUCCCCUAACAUACAUAAGGUUACUCAUGUUGAUUCGAUAAAUAGAAAUAAGUCUAAAGGUAAAAAUGAUAAUAAUAAUAAUAAUAACAACAACAACGAUAGUAAUAGUAGUGGUAAUAGUAGUGGUAAUGGUAAUGGUAGUGGUAAUAGUAGUGGUAAUAGUAGUGGUAAUAGUAAUGGUAUUAGUAAUUGUAAUAGUAAUGGUAUUAGUAAUUGUAAUAGUAAUGGUAAUAAUUAUAAAAGUGAUGAUGAUAAGAAUUAUAUUGAUGGUGAACAUUUUGCUGAACAGCUAGAAGACUUCGAAGAAGACGAUGUUAAUACUUGGGCACACCAUCAAAAUAUAGACACGGUUCCUGAUAAUAUUUUAAUAAAAGCAGUUAAGGAUGCUGAAGAAUAUAAGAAAAAUGAUAUGAAUAGUAUGCCGCUUCUUCAAAAACUUACCCACGAUUUUGUUACCUUCACAAUGAGCUGCAAAAUAGAAUACAGAGAUGAUUUGAUCAAGCAGAAGUCGGAGCAAGCUAAGAUGCGGGAGAAGGGGGCCAGCGAGGCAAGUGGGAAGAGCAUGAAAGAGAUGAAAUUAGAGUUGCAAGAUGGCAAAAAGGGGAAGGGACAUAAAAAUGGUAAAAGAGAAGAAGAUGACGAUGAAGAUGAAGAUGAAUUUGAUGGUGAUGAGGAGGAUAACGACGAAGAAGAUGAAUUUGAUGAUGAUGAGGAGGAGAACGACGAAGAAGAUGAAUUUGUUGAUGAGGAGGAGGACGAUCGUGACGAAUCAAAUGAAUCUGAUGAUGAUGUGCAGGAAGUUGGUGUCCAUUCAGGAUUGGAUAAAAUAAAAAAUAAAAAAAUGGAGAAUAUUAUUGAGAGUGAUAGGGACGAGCCGAGUGAUGCAUGUCGAAAGAAGCUUAACGAAUUGGUUCAGUAUCAGAGGGAAAGGAAAAAGAGAGAGGAAGAAUUAUUGAAUAAAAAGAGGGAGCCAUUAAGUGACGACGACAAGGAAAAGGGCAACAUUAAAAGCAACAUUAAAAGCAACAUUAAUAACAACAUUAAAAGCAACAUUAAUAACAACAUUAAAAGCAACAUUAAUAACGACAUUAAUAACGACAUUAAUAACUUCACUAAUAACAUCACUAAUAACAUCACUAAUAACGACAUUAAUGGUAGUGGUAGUGGUAGUGGUAGUACUAGACAUGAUAUCAAUAUUGAGAAUAAUAACAUGAAGAAGGAGGAUGAAACAAGUUAUGGUAAUAAUUCUCACAAUAAAAAUAAAAACGAAGAGAAAAUCAAAAAUAGUAAGGAUGAACCAUCUAAAAGAAUUACAAGAAAUAUGAGCCACAGAAGUUUAGUUGAACUUCUUUCUCAAGAUGAAGAUUCAAAGGAAAGUUUAACCAUGUCAGAGGAUAUAGAAGAAAUGUCCGCCGAAAAUGUAAGUACUGAUAGUUCGUAUUUUAUAUAG